This is a messenger RNA of Lepus europaeus (European hare), 951 nucleotides long. Its product is annotated as olfactory receptor 10V1-like. The transcript has 2 exons. Gene Ontology annotation, biological process: G protein-coupled receptor signaling pathway. NCBI's taxonomy places the organism in Eukaryota, Metazoa, Chordata, Mammalia, Lagomorpha, Leporidae. Gene Ontology annotation, cellular component: membrane. The annotation marks the transcript as partial. The record is from RefSeq and is a predicted model, not a curated record. Gene Ontology annotation, molecular function: G protein-coupled receptor activity; olfactory receptor activity.
CCACCUGUAGGUAAAAUAGUCUUCAACCAAACUGGACCCAUCCACUUCCACUUCCGCCCCUUCUCCAAACUUCCUGAGGUACAGCUGUUGAUUUUUGUGGCCUUCCUGGCUAUGUACCUGGUCAGCAUCAGUGGCAAUGUAUCCAUUUUCCUCACCAUCUGGGUCAGUCGUAGUCUCCACACCCCCAUGUAUUUCUUCCUGGCAAACCUGGCGGCACUGGAGACCUUCUAUUCUUCCACCAUUGCUCCCCUGACCCUGGCCAGCGUCCUGGCUGCAGAGAGCACCCUCAUCUCCCUGCCUGGCUGUGGAGCCCAAAUGUUCUUCUUCAUCUUCCUGGGCAGCGCUGACUGCAUUCUGCUGGCUGUCAUGGCCUAUGACCGGUUUGUGGCCAUCUGUCACCCUUUGCAUUAUAGCCUCAUCAUGAGCUGGAGGCUGUGUGUCCGGCUGGCUCUGGGGUCUCUGUUGCUGGGGUUCAUCUUGGCCAUGCAGCUGACUGUGCUCAUCUUCCAGCUCCCCUUCUGCAGCAGCAAGGAAAUCAGCAUGUUCUACUGUGAUGUCCUCCCUGUCAUGAGACUGGCCUGUGCUGACACGCGGGUCCAUGAGGCCACUCUGUUUGUGGUCAGCGUCAUCGUCCUCACCAUCCCCUUCCUGCUCAUCACUCUGUCCUACGUCUUCAUUGUGGCUGCCAUCCUGAAGAUCCGUUCUGCAGAGGGGAGGCACAAGGCCUUCUCCACUUGCUCCUCCCACCUGACUGUGGUCCUUCUCCAGUAUGGAUGUGGAAGCCUCAUCUACUUGUGCCCCAGUUCCAGCUACUCUCCUGAGAGGGGCCAGGUAGUGUCUGUGGUCUACACAUUCAUUACCCCAUUGCUGAACCCUUUGGUCUACAGCGUGAGGAACAGAGAGCUUAAGGAUGCUUUGAAGAGAGCAAUGAUGAGGUUCUUGCUACUCUAA